Molecule: messenger RNA, 834 nt
Organism: Aureobasidium namibiae CBS 147.97
Lineage: Eukaryota; Fungi; Ascomycota; Dothideomycetes; Dothideales; Saccotheciaceae
Exons: 2
Coding region: 1-834 (277 amino acids)
Source: RefSeq, a predicted model, not a curated record
AUGUCCACCACCAUAUCUACUUGGGUAGAGAAGGAACGUCAGUCGAUUGAAAAAUGGUCGAAAGAUCCUGUCGGCAAGGAAGAAAGCCAUCUUGUAAUUUCAGCUCUGGAAUCGCUGCUGAACGGCCAACUGUCCGGCUCUGCUACAGCUACACGGAUCAAUGAGAUACUCGUCCCUCGACUGAUUUACGGCACCCGAGCUGAUGUGGGUGGGCUAUGGGGCAAGCUAGCUGGUAUGACGAGAUAUUUUGGCGCAACACAUACACAGCAAUUGGUCGAUUUACACAUUGCCAUCAAGAAUCUUCCCGAUAUCAUCAAUAAUGCUGGACAUGUGGUGACCUAUGGCGGUAAAGUGAUUUGGAGACAGAUGCCUGAUUGGGGCUGGAUAUUUUUCGAACAUGGCUUGGACCUCGACCUUCAGAGUGAAGAUCCUUACGAUGAAUGGCAUGCUCAAGCACCUGGAAAACUCGCUGCGACCAUUUUCACCGCGACCUUGAUGGUGCAGAGCAAAGACUUUCGAUCAUUGGCUAUUUAUGCUUGCGAUGCCCUCAAAGAGAUUCUAGAGCCUUUCGAUGAUAGAGAGAUGGCUGAUGAAUGGAAGAUGUAUAUUCCUCCUGCCGCAGCUUGGGUUGGGAUUGGUGGUGAAGUGUUGUAUGAUCUUUGUUUCAAGAAGACGUCUGAGGAGACUGAAUUUGCAAGAUUCACUCCUGAGAGCUGGGGAGUGUGGAGGGACAGGUUUGCAGCUUUGGCGGAUGACAAGGAGAUUGAUGAACGUUGUCAGGGCCUUUCGAGAACAGCAGCAGAAGAGAUGAAGCGGAUCGAACAGAGAGUUUGA